AGCGCCCGCAAACAGUGUUGCUUAACUUCGCAGUGGUAGUUUCUUUUUUCGUGUCAAUUUGAGAAAUUUGGCAAAAGUUAAUUGAAUAAAAGUUUUAAGCAAUUGCAAGGGUAUUUAAACACUGCCAGCCAUGUCCCUGUUAAACAACGACGACAGCAUUCCCAACAUGGACGAGGAUCCACAGGUUGUUAUUCCGGACGACGAGCCCUCGACGGCGGUUCGAAUGCCCAAUGGCAGAUCCAUGGACUCGCUGCGCUCCUCCUUCACCAACCGCAGCUCCACGCCGGAUUCUUCGCACAAUUCGCUGGAGGCCAUGGAAAUGGCCCAGGACGACCGGGAGGAGAAGGCCCGCCUCAUCACACAGGUCCUGGAGCUGCAGAACAUGGACGACCUGUCGCAACGCGUCGAUUCCGUCAAGGAGGAGAAUCUCAAGCUGCGUUCCGAGAAUCAGGUGCUCGGCCAGUACAUCGAAAACCUGAUGUCCGCCUCCUCGGUGUUCCAGUCCACCAGUCCCAGUGCGGCCAAGAAGAAGUAAUCUUCUGAUAACCCACCAAUCCAUUGGAACUGGAAACCAAAAACCAUCUCAAAUAUGCCUUCUCAUUCACGCUAGAGCUAUAUUUUAAUCUAUAACACUCGAAAUUAAGCUAUUGCAAUGUUGUUUCAGUUGCCCACUCGUCGAAUUUGUCUUUGUUUAGGCUUAAGCUUAUGGCGCGCUAUGUAUUUUAUACAUAAAAGUAAUUUAUUUAUAUAGAUAAUUAAUAAAUCAAUAAUAUACCCCAUCGCAAUUAAAGGAUUUAAAAACGGAAAAGGGCUGGCAACCCUGAACAGCCAGCUGUUCGUAGAAGUCGAGGAAUAACACGUUCCGCAAAAUAAAUAGAUAAUAUAAGUAAGAGUGCUUUAUUUUAUAUGCACUAAAUAAAUGUAUGUAGAUAGAUAAUAAACAAAAAGAAACCCUAAAAAUUAAGGUUUGAAUUGGGGCUGCCACCUGUGCUACAGUCUGGCAGCCUUGGUCGGCCAGCUGUUCGUGUUGGUCGUGCAACAACAAAUUCAGCAGCGAAUUUCGUAUUCGGAAAACGUAGAAAGCGUUUUAAAGUCCGUAGGCGCUGCUCGGAAUUAAUAGAAAACUGUCGGAAAACACAGAAAAAGUAAAGAAACAUCGCGGGCCAGCACGAAAACAACUUAACCUGCAAGAAAAGUGAUUGCGAAAUACGCUGCAAGAG
Messenger RNA from Drosophila suzukii, 1220 nucleotides. RefSeq names its product short coiled-coil protein B. Lineage: Eukaryota; Metazoa; Arthropoda; Insecta; Diptera; Drosophilidae. Gene Ontology annotation, cellular component: trans-Golgi network. The record is from RefSeq and is a predicted model, not a curated record.